This is a messenger RNA of Lingula anatina, 2077 nucleotides long. RefSeq names its product meiosis-specific nuclear structural protein 1. Gene Ontology annotation, cellular component: motile cilium. The record is from RefSeq and is a predicted model, not a curated record. Lineage: Eukaryota; Metazoa; Brachiopoda; Lingulata; Lingulida; Lingulidae. Gene Ontology annotation, biological process: cilium organization.
GACAGCAACAACAACGUGGAGGCCAUUUUGCAUUGAAGAUCGAAGUUUUCACGGCCAAGUCUGAUACAACUACUUUUAUUUACAUAUUAUCACAGACACAGAUACGAAAAUGACGACAGUCAGGCGAGUGACGCAUGCUCACCAGGAGCAGAUGCGCCAACAGAAAAGAAGGCAAGAAGAAUUUAGGGAAGACACAAUAAAGAACCUUGGACACGAAAAACUCUUGCAAGCUAACAUGGAUAGUGAAGACAAAGUAGAAGAUAAACGAUUUAUCAGAAGGAUGCAGCUAGAACAGAAAGAAAGAGAAAUGAAUGAAGCAAUUGAAAAAGCAGAAAGAGACAGAAUACUUAAAGCACGUCAGUUAGACCAAGAAGAAAGGAUGGCAUUGGAGUUGGAAAGAAUAAAAUUGGAAUCCUUAAGAGAUGAAAAGAUGAGACAACAAAUUAGAGAAAACAGUCUGGAGUUAAGAGAAUUAGAGGCAAAACUAAAGAAUGCAUAUAUGAACAAAGAAAGAACAGCACAGAUAGCAGAAAAAGAAGCACUGAAGUAUGACAAAAUGGCUCGUGAUUCUGAGAUUGCACGUAAAAUGAAGGAAGAGCACCAACGUGCUGCAGAUGCUGAGUACCAAAGAGAAGUAGAGAGAUACCAAGAACAAGUGCGUUAUCAGCAGGAGCUAGAGAGACAAUUAGAGGAGCAAGAAAUCAAGAAACAACAAGCCUAUGAAGAGUUCCUAAAGGAGAAACUGAUGAUUGAUGAGAUUGUCAGGAAGAUUUAUGAUGAGGAUGAAAGAGAGAGGCAGAUGCAUUAUGAGAAGCAACGAGCAACACAGGCUUAUAUUGAAGAAUUCAUGAAAGCUCGUCAUGAAUGGAAAAUAUUGGAGAAGGAAAGAAUGGAGGAAGAGAACAAGAAGAUUAUGGCAUUUGCCAAUCUACAACAGCAGAGAGAGGAGGCAAGGCAGGAGGAGAAGAAACAGAGGGAAGAGGCUAUGGCUAAAGUACAGGCUAAGCUGGCUAACCAAAUCGCAGAAGAAGAACGUCUGCGUGAUGAAAUGGAAAGAGUUCGGGAAGAACUGUACUUCGAAGAGCAAGAAGAAGCAGAAAGACAAAAAGAAAAGGCUGCGAUUGAGCGACAACUGCGUGAAAGACUGGAGCUUCAGAGACAACACGCUGAGCAGAUGAGGUACAAAGCCAUGCGUCAGCAGGCAGAGAAAGAGGAAGAAGAUGAGUUCAGAAGACAGAUGUUGGCCAAAUUUGCAGAGGAUGACCGAAUAGAGCAGAUGAAUGCUCAGAAACGUCGCAUGAAGCAGUUAGAACACAAGCGUGCUGUAGAACAGUUGAUUGAGGACAGAAGGAAGCAGUUCUCAGCAGACAGAGAAAGGGAAUUGGAAGAGCGCAGGUUGGAGGAACAGAUGGAGGCAUUCCGCAAACAGAUCAUCGAGGAGGAGAGACAGAAGUUGUUGCGAGAGCAUGCCAUACGUUUACUGGGCUACCUGCCAAAGGGUGUCAUCAGAGAUACAGGUGACUUGGCCAUGCUGGGCUCAGAUUUCCAGGAGCAGUACAAGAAACGCCAGAUUGACCCAUUUGAUGAUGAGGCAUGGGAGGCUGGGGCAGGGUCUCAGUCUAGGAAGUAAUCUUUCAUUUCCUCUGUUUUCUGAUAGUCUGUGAUCUGGAACAUUCCUCAGAUGUCAUGACAUUGGGACUGGUUAUUAUGGAAUAAGUUGUUACAGAGACAGCACCAGUUCUAAUUACAAGGUGUAAUGUCUUUGGAUAUCUGGCAUGUUCAAUGUGAAUUUAGCUUGCCCUAUGAUAGGGAUGUGCAUGGUAUUGGUCUGUCCAUUGUAAGAGUAUGGUAAAGAUUUAUACACAAGAAACAUUUGUUUUUAUACUGCUACCCGUCCAAGAGAUAAACAGCCAGAUUUGUAUUGAAUCCCAAAUGAAUAUUUAUACAGUUGUAAAUAAAUUGUUUAUUAUGAUUCGUAUUGGUGGGUAAAAUUGAUCAGAUAUUUGCUCCGUGAAAAAAAAUCCUUUAAUGAUUGUCCAGUAAGCAUUGUAUAUUUUGUAUAAAAACCGUGAGUAAA